This is a messenger RNA of Colius striatus (speckled mousebird), 3828 nucleotides long. It is a transcript of the gene CGGBP1, whose product is annotated as CGG triplet repeat binding protein 1. The coding region runs from base 164 to 667 and encodes 167 amino acids. NCBI's taxonomy places the organism in Eukaryota, Metazoa, Chordata, Aves, Coliiformes, Coliidae. The transcript is spliced from 2 exons. The record is from RefSeq and is a predicted model, not a curated record. Gene Ontology annotation, biological process: regulation of transcription by RNA polymerase II. Gene Ontology annotation, molecular function: double-stranded DNA binding. Gene Ontology annotation, cellular component: nucleus.
CUGGCUGCGGCGCGGCGCUGGCUGCGCGGCGGCCGUCGGCGGAGGGGCGCGUUCGGUCCGCGGCGCGGGGCCCAGCGGCGGAACGCGGAGGAGGAGCGGUGCCCGCCAGCGGGGCGAGGGGAGGCUGAGCGGCCAGAGCAGGUAACAUUUGUUGAAGGCAACAAUGGAACGAUUCGGAGUGAAGUCUGCUCCAUCACGUAACCGGUCAAAGACUGCUUUGUACGUAACUCCUCAGGAUCGUGUGACCGAGUUUGGCAGCGAGCUGCACGAAGAUGGAGGAAAACUCUUCUGUACUUCCUGCAACGUGGUUCUGAAUCACGUUCGCAAGUCUGCAAUCAAUGACCACCUCAAGUCUAAAACACACACAAAGCGAAAGGCAGAGUUUGAAGAGCAGAAUGUCAGGAAGAAGCAAAGGACUCUGACUGCCUCCCUUCAGUGCAACAGUACUGCCCAGCCAGAGAAAACCAGCGUCAUCCAGGACUUUGUGAAAAUGUGCCUGGAAGCUAAUAUUCCCCUUGAGAAGGCUGAUCAUCCGUCCGUGCGGGCCUUCCUGUCCCGCUAUGUCAAGAAUGGCAGUUCGAUACCCAAGUCAGACCAGCUAAGGAAAGCAUACCUGCCUGAUGGGUACGACAAUGAGAACCAACUCAUCAAUACUGAAGACCGUUGAGAAUAAAACUGUUUUCAUCACUGUUGUGAAGUUUUACAUAUCGAUGGUGUGGUUUAUUUUUAUAUUCAUGCAUAUAUACAGUGUUACAUAUUGGUUUUACAAGCUAUUUUGUAUUAUUGUAGAAAUGACAAUCUAUUUGUGAACUUUUGCGGUAUGCCGCAAACUGUUACUAACCCUGCUGUAGACUUCAGAGCUACGUUGAUGUAGAACUCAUGAUGAAUGUAGGGAAUGUACCCGGCAUACAACUUUAUCCACGUUCAGUCCCGCUGUAACAGACGCUAAGAAAAAGACACUUGGAUGGAGGACCUCACUUACCUAAACUGUGCUUCUAAACACCUUCUAAAUAGGGAUUGUUAAUCGUGUCAGUGGAUUGCUUUGUCCAGUGUCCUGUUUGUGAAUUACCAAGAAGUGCUGCACAUUUGAAAUGCAAGAAGCUGUAGAAUGGUUAGUUGAAAUAGAACUGCUCUGUUGAGGGAAGAUUACUGCAAAUUCCUGUUCAUGUUCAGUUUACAUUCUAAAACAGGAAUCAUUUUUCUUCUGUAAUACUCUCUUAUCCUGUUUGAUGCAACUGGGGAUGUAUCUGUUAUCUAACCUAAAUUGCUGGUCUUUUUUUAUUGACUUAUAAACUCUACUAUUCUCAUAGAGCUAGGAGUUCUGCAAGUUUACCGUGCCACUUUAAAAAAAGGAAAACAAACUCCUGUUACAUUGUCUCAGUUUAACACAUCCCCUUCAGUGUCAGUGCCAAUCUUUGAAAGUUGAGUAGACAAACCAGUAACUGAGCAUGGUUUGCAGUGCAGCUGCUGGCAAGUGAAACUUAAUAUCGACCAAUAUCUUACUACUGAGUGGGUGAAUUAAUGCUUUUUUUUUCUUACUAGCAGGACAAAGAACGCUAAAUCUAAAUUGAGAGUGGGGGAGACAUUAAAUCAUGGAGUUGAGAAAGCUUUUAUAGUGCACAAGAGAUGCCUCCAUCUUUCCCUGAAGGUCCUCUACAUCUCUGGCUAUGUCCUCAGUCUUUUAGUCAGAGGAGGUAAAGUGGCUAAAAUAGUUUUCAAAACAUUUACUGCAAAGGCUAUUCAGUACCCAUAAGCGCAAUUAGGAAACCGUGUAUACUUUGAAGCUCUACUGGAAUUACAGACCUGGGCUGUAUUUCUUACUCUGCACCAAGGCCACAUCUACUGAACUCUCAAAAAGUAAAAUAGGAAAUGUAAGAAUUUCUAUAAUGUUACCCCUUCCCCAAUUCUAGUAAGCUGUUACUGAGCUAUUCCUAGUUAUAAUGCCAAACAGUCCAGUCGUGAAGGUGCUCUAUAAAGUUUCCAAAUAAAAUGAGGAAGUAUUGUGUAAAGUGUUGGAAUGUGACCAACUCCUGCCUGCUCUAGAUUUCCUUGAGAUUAUCUGUGUUUGGGGAGGUGCCAAGCAUCUUCUAGCAGCACAGAAGUCCUCUGCUUAGUGGAUACAAUGGUGUAAGCAUGCUCCCUCAGGUGGAUGCAGUUGUUCUGUCCGGUUUCCUUUCCCCAGAAGGAUUUCACUGUUUCUCAGCACUUCUUUUGUUCCAGAUAUUUACAGCAAUACUAAGGAGUUGCUAAAAAGACACAAGGUAACCUGCUUAUUUUGUUUACAUAGCUGUUUCCCUACCUAUUUCUAUAGGAGUCUUCUGCUGGAUUGAGAUUUACACACAUGCUGAGAACUGGUUUCUGUGCGAUUAUAAUCAUGUCUUGUAGCCUUCUGCUGUGAGACCCAUUUGAAUCAAUGGGCAAAACUAAAAAAGCAGAAGGCUGUCUAUCCAUGCAUAAUAGUACAUGGUUACUUGUUACAGUGCUGUACCUUUGGUCCCUGUUGAAGCUAGCAGGAUUCCAUGCAAUCAUAGCGAUCCUGUCAAUGAUAUUGGUUGCUGGUUUAGAACUUCACACAGAAAUAACGAUAUUUUUUUUUUCCCCUCUAAUCCUAGGUAUCACAUUAAGCCUUUCAAAAUACCAUUUGCUUGUUGCACAAGCUUGGGCUUAAGACCAUGAACUGCCUUGGGCUAGAACUGUUUUAUGAAUUUUUUUAAGCCAAGUGAAAGGUACACUGCCAAUAGCCUUUUCUGUCCUGACAAUAAUGGAAAGUGUUCUUUCACAGCUGCUGUUUCAUUACUGUGAAACAACAUUCUUACUUUAAUUUUUUUUUUUUUAGUGUUAUGAAUGCUAUCUUAGAACUAAGGCAAACAGAAAACAAUGGAGUAUUGAGAAAACAGGCUUCCAUUAAUCAUACCAUCUUCUAUUGAUGCUUUUGUUUUAAAAGGUGUGAAUUUGGGUGGGUUAGCUCAGUUCUUGAUCACAUGGGAUUCACAGGCUGUUCCCCAUAACCAUAAGCUAACUAUGAACCAGCAAUGUGGCCUUGUGGCCAAGAAGGCUAGUGGUAUCCUGGGAUGUAUCAAGAAGAGUGUGGCCAGCAUGUCAAGGGAGGUUCUGCUCCCCCUCUAAUCUGCCCUGGUGAGGCCUCAUCUGGAGUACUGUGUCCAGUUCUGGGCUCCUCAGCUCAAGAGGGACAGAGAACUUCUGGAGGGAGUCCAGUGCAGGGCCACCAAGAUGAUCAGGGGACUGGAACAUCUUUCAUAUGGGGAAAGGCUGCGGGAACUGGGGCUGUUUAGUCUGGAAAAGAGGAGACUGAGGGGAGAUCUUAUUUACAUUUACAAAUAUCUAAAUGGUAGUUGUCAGGAGGUUGGGACAUCAUUUUUUUCUGUUGUAGCUAGCAACAGGACAAGGGGUAAUGGGAUGAAGCUGGAACACAACUCUUAAAUACAAGAAAAAAACUUUCACUGUGAGGGUGAGGGAGCAGUGGAACAGGCUGCCCAGGGAGGGUGUGGAGUCUCCUUCCUUGGAGGUUUUCAAGACCCACCUAGACAUGUUCCUAUGUGACCUGAUCUAGGUGAACCUGCUUCUGCAGGGGGAUUGGACUAGAUGAUCUUAAAAGGUCCCUUCCAACUCCUACCAUUGUGUGAUUUUAUAUAGGAUUCAAAGCUGUAUGUUUUUCCUGACUGACAAACCAACAGACAUUGAAAAGCUUAACAGUAACAUAAUAUAGGCUCUUACGGAACUGAAAAAAAAAAACAAACCACAAAACCAAAACAACAACUUACUUUCACUUAUACUGUUUUGUAUAAAAAUAAAAGUUAUCAACAUCAA